GGUGUAGCGAAUUUCUUCUAAUCAAUUAUGCCGCGGGGAGACGAGAAGGUGGCGACGCGGCGCGAGGCGGGGCGACGAGACCAACAGGCGCGGUGCGAACCUUGACCAACUCGAUCUGCCUCGCACGCGCACACCACGGACCCUCACACACACACACACACACACACACCAUGUCGCCCUCAUGAGCAAUAAAGUCAACCCGCUGUGAGUUACGAAGACACUCUCCUCUUAUCCUCCUUGUGUUGUAAGCCGGCGUGUCCUUGGCCGGUAUUUGUAAGCAUUUCCUCAGCUCUCCCGCGAAGCUCACCAUGCACGCCAGCUUCCUCCCUUCCUGGAAACCUGGCACUCGGGGGAUACACGGCCCCGGGAAUAUUCGGUGUCAACGCGAAGAUGGUGACGCAAGUAACACCGGGUGCUCCCAUUGGCUGGCGCGGCGAGCUUCGUGGUUGGCUGAGAGGUGAAGCAAGUUAUACCCACGCGAGCACAGAUACUACACACACACACAUGCACGCACAUUCACACGUAUUUGCUUUUGGCUUUGUAAUUAUCCUUGUUGAGUCUGUAACUAUUCCGCGGCUUAGUCUUGCAUUACAGAGCGAUCAAUCACGACAUGAUGGGAUGGUGUUUGCUGGAAAUCUGCCUCGUUUCGUCUCAAGCGAUGACUGAACGGCGGGUACAAGGCGGCGGCAGCGGCAGCAUCUGGCAACAGCCAAGGUCCCUGACACAUAUAUACAGCGAAGCUCCCACUUUCGUGCUCAGUGCUUUCCUGACCAGGUUGGGCAGAGGGUGUAGCAGCUUCGCGUGACAAUCGGUUUGAGAGAAACUUCUUGUAUAUCUCUCUCCUUCCCUCCACGUAUGCUGUAUGUCGUGACACGUGGGAAGGAGGCCCAGCAUGUCCCUCCCCCACGCUGAAGGAGCAGGUUGAGGCCUCUUACUCCUUCCAAAGGACUGAAAAGAAAGUGUGCAUAUAUUUUUCUUAUGAACACGCUAGACGAUUUCCAGUUUCUGAAGUAAAAGUGAGGGUGGUGUACUCGAGUGUGGCUUGGGUGUGUCUGUCGCAGCUGUGAGGCCGUGACACCUUCCCACAGACACCUCCUGCUCCUCCACCUCCUGCUCGAGCACUGGACUGGGAAUGUGACGAUGUGCGAGGAAAACUAUGAUAAAUCCUACAAACAACGAAAUAUUAUUGUAACUGUAAAAACCGUGUGCUAGUGUAAGACAAGAAAAUAAUAAAAGAAAAAGGGGGUUUGCUUUACAAGAUCAAAUACAUUUAUAAUAAAAAAAUGAAAACUUGUGUACUAUAGGUCGAAAAAAAAAAAAAACUCACCAUAAAAAAUAAAAAGAAAACUGAAAAUUUGUGUUAUGUAAGACUGAAAAAAGACGCGAAUAAAAUUUGCUUCUUACGACCACCUGGAUAAAAGUGGAAACUUGUAAUACUGAAAAAAAAAAAAGACUUGCUUCACGACCACACAGAAAAAAAAAAAAAACGAAAAUUAUGCUUUUAAGACGAAAAAUCUUGCUUUUCACAACCGACUGAGAGAGAGAGGGAAAAAAAAAAGAAAGAAAACGUGUGCCAUGUAAGACGACAAAAAAAAAGGAAAAAAAAGAGAACGACGACUCUUCUCACGACGACGAGAAAAAAUCCUGAAAAGUCGUACUAUUUACGACAAAAAAAAAGCCUGAAUUCUCACGACUACCCAAACAAGGAAAUCGAAAAAACCCACAAACAAACAGGUGAUUAUCAGACAAAUCGUGGUUACCUCCGUCAAGGGUUAACUGUGUGAGCGGGACUGACAGGCGAGCGACCCACGCCACAACACGCGGCGUCAGGAUGAGAUAUGCUGAUUACAGAUUCCCCGCGCCGCCCAGGGACACUGACGGAGACACGGACGGGGGGCGAUGAGCGUGAGCUGGUGCGCUGGUGCGUCGGUGGUGACUUUGAAUAAUAGCGCGUGUGAACUUGUGCUCGAAUCCCGACGGUGACGUGCCAUGACCUCCCAGACCCCAUCCUGGACUCACCCAACUGCCCACACCACGCCCACGGUGUCUUACCAAGCCGCCCACACUGGCCGCCCACCCGGGACUGUGCCUACGGGCGGGUGGGGGGCGGAGGAGGGCAUGGGGGCGUUAGGAAACUCCUCCCUGGUGGUGGAUGACGCGGCAACGAACUUUUCCCUGCUGGACGCGCCUCCCCACGGGGACAACAAGACCCACUGGGCGUCCACGGCAGUGAUGCACAUGGGUGUGGAGGUGGAGCUGUUCCCGGACUGGCUGGUGGGCGUGUGGACGGGCGUGCUGGUGACCCUGAUGGCGGUGGGUGUGGGUGGCAAUGUGCUGGUGCCCGUGGUGGUGGUCCGAACUCGCGACCUCAGAUCCUCUACUAAUUUCCUGCUGGUGAACUUAGCGGCAGCGGAUCUCCUGGUGCUGCUGGUGUCCCUCCCCACGGCGCUGGUCGAGCUGCACUCCCGCCCCGAGACCUGGGUGCUGGGCGAGCCCAUGUGUGAGUACUGAGCCGUGUUCUGUUAUUUUUCUCCCUCUUUUUGGUCUCUGCAGGUUGUCUCUCAUUUUCCUUUUCCACG
Scylla paramamosain (green mud crab) is the source of this 2579-nucleotide messenger RNA. RefSeq names its product growth hormone secretagogue receptor type 1-like. Gene Ontology annotation, molecular function: G protein-coupled receptor activity. The transcript has 2 exons. Bases 1990 to 2511 code for a protein of 173 amino acids. The record is from RefSeq and is a predicted model, not a curated record. Gene Ontology annotation, biological process: G protein-coupled receptor signaling pathway. Gene Ontology annotation, cellular component: plasma membrane. NCBI's taxonomy places the organism in Eukaryota, Metazoa, Arthropoda, Malacostraca, Decapoda, Portunidae.